AUGUCGUCUUUUUUUUAUGCAAGCAAGAUGUCAGGUAAAAGAUUUAAUCAUGAUUUAGCUGGUCCUGGUGGUUCACCUAACAAUAAUUUUGUUAUGUUUUUUAAUAAUGUUCAAGAUAGUAAAAGAGCUAUUUAUAAAACUUUAAGAGGAAAAUCUGGAGUAUAUUUAUUUAUAAACAAUAUAACUAAUGAUUUAUAUGUGGGGAGUAGUAUUACUUUAUCUAAAAGAAUGACUUCUCAUUUUUACCUUGCAAACUCCGAGAAGGCUACAAAUAUAGUAUUAGCUAGAGCAAUGAGAAAGUAUGAAUUAAAAAGUUUCUCUUUGGGUAUAUUAGAAAUUUGUGCUUCAGAUACCAUAGUCUGUUCGGAAUUAGAACAAAAAUGAAUGGAUUAUUAUAAACCUAGAUAUAAUGUACUAAAAGUUGCAGGUAGUUCAUCAGGUUUUCGUCACUCUGUUGAUACUAUAAAUAAACUAAAAGAGCAAUUCAAAAAAGAAAGUCACCCAAAAUACGGUACAGUUAGUUCCCCUGAGACAAUAAAUGCCAUUGCCCAGGGUAUUAAAGAAUUUUACCUUACUCAUAGUCAUCCCUCUAAAGGAUUAAAAGGUAAACUUUCUCCCCAAUAUGGUAUCGGGGGUAAAUCUGUUUUUUGCUAUAACCAAAAAGGUGAAGAAUUAAUAUUCCCAUCCAUUAAUGGAGCUAAACAACAUUUCCAUGUUAGAUGAACACUUAUAAAAAAAAGUAUAGACACUGGCCAGUCAAUAUAUUUAAACGGGGAACCGUGAAUUAUACAAUCUUUACCUCGUCCAGCUCGUUAA
Messenger RNA from Sclerotinia sclerotiorum 1980 UF-70, 816 nucleotides. NCBI's taxonomy places the organism in Eukaryota, Fungi, Ascomycota, Leotiomycetes, Helotiales, Sclerotiniaceae. The record is from the annotation of a RefSeq genome assembly.